Messenger RNA from Somion occarium, 2153 nucleotides. The record is from the annotation of a GenBank genome assembly. NCBI's taxonomy places the organism in Eukaryota, Fungi, Basidiomycota, Agaricomycetes, Polyporales, Cerrenaceae.
CUUGUACGCAUUUCUGUCAAGUUCCCUUGGCGUCCCGCUGGGCGGGGUCAGUGUUGGCAUCCUUAGGAUUCCGCUUGAACUCUGAUUGGUGGCAUUUUGUGAUAUAUGUUCGAAAUCCUAUUGGCUUUCCUGGGCGUGUGCUUUUCGUCUCCAUCAAAGUUGGCGAUACAACAGAUGGCGGGCUUUGCAACAUCUGUCUCAUUGAACGAUGGAUGGCGCACUGCUGUCAGUGUGUGCCAAUGCUACGUAACUUCAUAUGUAAAUGCAUGCUUGCAGGCUCUCCUUGCUGUUGCUCGAUAUUAAAAACACGGCUUUUGGGAUCGACUUCUACACGAGAAAUAUAUGCUUCUUGAACGAUUUCACCAGUCGGGCCAAGUUUUCGAAUUCUACGAUGUUGCCAUGGGAAUUCAGAGGAUGAGGAGCACCGGUCUCCCCGACCCGAGGUAAUGGGAUGUGGUGGAUCAAAAAUCCUCUCGAUCAAGAAUAAAAGGAGUCGUCGCCAAGGGCUAUUGCUUGUCUGACAUCCUCCUCCCUUCGUUCGUUCUCCCCCUUUUUGGUCUUUUGCACUCGCAUCUUUUAGGGCUGCCCGGUAGCGCCCCUGGACUUCCAUUCGUUUAAACAACCCGUCCUACUCGUUUUCCAGCAGGUUCUUCUAUCCGGCAUUUCACUCAGUUUUCACAAUGCGUUUCUCUACCGUUGCUUCUGCUUCUGUCGCCCUAGUGGCUUCUUUCUUGGUUUCUGCCGCUCCGGUCAGGAGACAAGCCAACCCUACUGAUCUCCUCGUGCUCAAAUUCGCCCAUGUACUAGAACAAUUCGAAACCCAGUUCUAUACCCAAGCGAUUGCGAAGUUCCAGGAGACUGACUUCAUUGCAGCCGGUUUUGGCAACGCACAAGUUAUUAUUGAGCAAAUCACGAACAUUCAGAUUGACGAGUCGAUACAUACGACUGUUCUCCAGGAAACGAUUAUUGCUCAAGGCGGUACACCUAUAACCAGUUGCGCGUUCAACUUUGACGCAGCAUUGACUGAUGUUGCUACCAUGGCUGCCACCGCUCGUGUUGUGGAGAACCUUGGUGUCUCUGCUUACCUUGGCGCAGCCCAUCUCAUCUCCGACUCGGUUCUCCUCACAGCUGCUGGCUCUAUUUUGACCGUCGAGGCUCGUCACCAGACUAUUUUGAACAUCCUCACUCAGGGCUCUGCUAUUCCGUCCGGUUUCGAUAUUGCCUUCACCCCAAGUGAAGUCCUUGCAAUCGCUACCUCUUUCAUCUCCGAGUGUGAUCUUGGCAUUCCUGCCAACCCUACGCUUUCAAUCACCAACACUGGAACUGUGGCUCCCGGAACUGCACUUACGUUCUCGUCUCCCGCAUUGAACAGCAGCGUCUCCACCGAUUCGCUCUCUUGCCAAAUGCUCGUCGGUGGCGCCCCCUUCGCUGUUGUUCUCCCCAUGUCCGCCUGUGUUGUGCCUGACGGCAUCAACGGACCCGUCGCUAUCUUCGUCACUUCUGACGCACAACCAUUGAACAACAACGUCCGUGACCAGGCAACUGACAAGCUCAUCGCUGGCCCCACCAUGGCUUUCAUUGACACCAAGCCCGAGAUGAUCGGCCAGCUCGCUCGCGGUGGAGGCUCUAGCGCCAGUGCCUCUGCGUUGAGUACUAGCUCUACUCAAACCAUCACUCCUGCUGAGGCCAGUGCUCUUGCGGCCAGUGCCAGCGGAAGUGCAAGUGCCCCCGAGGCGACAGCUUCCUCUUCCAACAACGUUGCUUCUGGCGGCGCGGCGUCAGGAAGCAUUAGCGUGAGCGGUUGGGCUUCGGUUCCCAAGUCUUCUUAAAAGAACGACGGGAUUUGCAGCGUUGAAGGCUGCUACGGACGCAACGUAUGAAUGGACUAUGUGAUACUACUGAGUUGAUCCUCAAUCAUCAUGACGCCGUGUAGAACUUCCUUUUCUCGGACUCGCCUAGGUCGAUGUAUUCUUUUUGGUUCCUACAUUACAUACAUACUUGUACAGUGUACAUUUUUCCGCAAUACAUCAGGGCAAACGAGUUGGGUAUGAAAAACAGUCUAGUGUAUAAGUGAGAUAUUAUGGUAUCGCCGAAGUCCUGUAAGUCCUGUAAGAGAAGUAUGAAAUGCACUACAAUAAUGACAAAGUAUGAAA